Molecule: messenger RNA, 1085 nt
Organism: Filobasidium floriforme
Lineage: Eukaryota; Fungi; Basidiomycota; Tremellomycetes; Filobasidiales; Filobasidiaceae
Product: putative OHCU decarboxylase protein
Exons: 2
Coding region: 93-713 (206 amino acids)
Source: RefSeq, a predicted model, not a curated record
UCUGCUUUCCCAUAUAACACGGGUGCCCCAGUCAAAUGCAGGACCCCUCAUCCUCAUAGACCUGCCACAACCUAAUCUCUUUAUCUGCGACCAUGUCCUUGCCAAGCCUGCAAUCGCUGCAACAGGAUCAAACCGAGCUCCACCGUUUCCUCGUCCUCCUCCUUGAGCCAUCAGAAAUCCUCUCAAGGAAACUGGUUCCAAAUGUGCACUCAAAAUUGCAAGCGUCGGCACUAUCGAGCUAUAGUCAGAUCCUGGAUGCUUGUCAGGUCGAGGUCACCACGUGGCCUAUGGAGGACCGACAAAACCUGAUCGGAGGACAUCCGCUGAUCGGCGAAGUGCAAGGCUUGAGCGCACUCAGUAGCAAGGAGCAGGGUAAUCUCAAGCCCACACCUGAACCCGUUCUACGAAGGCUGGCGCAUCUGAACAAAGUAUACACGGCCAUAUACCCUUCGUUGCCCUACAUCACCUUUGUCGCGGGUCGUCCCCGGAGCGCUAUCGUGACCGAGAUCGAAGAGCGCCUCGGCCUUGAGCAUGCAAGAACACCUUUGGCCCUUGAGAACGGCGAUAUAGAGCGGCCCGCUCUCGAUAGCGAGGCUGUUACGAGCAAGGUCAGGCCUCGAUACAGCGCAGCAUGGACGGACGAGCUGGAUCGCGCGGUGGGAGAUGUAUGGAGGAUAGGUCAAGCGAGACUAAAAGGGCUCGUAAAUCCCUGACUCUUGAUAUCUGGACGAAUUUUCGCACGUUGGGCCGAGCGUGAGGACGGAUUUCCUUUUGGACACUUGGACCUUCGAGCCUUGCCUACAGUAUCCACAACGGUCAUGACAGCGAUAACUAUCCCGCUUUUGUGCAAAUAAUGAGCAGUGCCUCUGUAUGUCGAAGAGCAGAUUUGUAGGAAAACCCCAGCAGGCGAUAGAGCAUUGUGCAAAGUGAAGCUCUGUUCAGUCAACCCGGAGCUUGUUAAUCUCCCCGCAAGUGAUUCGGUAAGACACGCCCUGCUCGGCUCGACGUGGGAUUCGUCAUGAGCGGGCGUGUGCACCUGUUCUCCAUAUUGCGAUGAUAUUCAUCUUGCAACAUCUGAUAUUGAU